CCGGAACUAUUAUCCGCACUACUGUGUUCCACCGUAGGAAAUAAAAUAUUGUUACACCCACAGAAGACAACUUUUAAAAAAUGUACCGAAGAUAAUCAAUUCUGGUUAAACUAUUGUCCUCUAGUACAGGCUGUCACUCGGAGAGCAAUGGGGGUACACGGGCUGUGGAAGUUGCUUGAGACCACCGGGAAGCCCAUCAACCCCGAGACGCUCGAGGGCAAGAUCCUGGCUGUCGACAUCAGUAUCUGGUUGAACCAGGCAGUGAAGGGUGUGAGAGACAGGGAGGGUAACAGUGUUCAGAACGCCCACCUCCUCACCCUGUUCCAUCGUCUCUGUAAAUUGCUCUUUUUCCGCAUCAGACCUGUCUUCGUGUUCGAUGGAGACGCUCCUCUGAUCAAGAAACAGACCCUGGCCAUCAGAAGACAGAGAAAGGAGGAGAAGACUAUGGAGUCCAAACAGACCAAUGACAAACUCCUCAAGACCUUCCUGAAGAGACAAGCCAUCAAAGCUGCUCUGGGAGAGAGGAGUCAGGAUCAUCUGCCCAGCCUGUCUGCUGUGAGGAGAGAGGAGGACAUGUUCAUGCUGCCUGCCCUGCCAGCCCAGGAGGAGGAGAGAGAGAGGAGCAGCUCAGAGGAGGAGGAGCAGGAGGAGGAGGACAGCCGUCACAUCUACCAGGGGGAUUUCUAUGAAGACUCUAACUCUGUGGACAUCAACUCUGAGGAGUUUUCUGCCAUGCCUCCUGAGGUGAAACAUGAGAUCCUUAAAGACAUGAAGGAAUUCAGCAAGAGACGACGCACCAUGUACCACACACCUCCUGAGCGGUCAGGGGACUUCUCCCAGUACCAGCUAGCAGGGCUGCUGCAGAGGAACAAGCUGAACGUGCGUCUGGAGGGGGUGGAGAGAGAGAUGUCCAACCGUAGUGCUGGGAACGCCCCGGGGGUGGAGCUAUACAAUCAGGGGGAGGGGCACAGUGUGGAGACACGACGCCUCCUCUCAGAAGACUCCACCCACUACAUCCUCAUCAAAGGUCCGAAGAAGACCGACAACAGUGAGAGGGUGCCAGACAUCCAGCCUGCGGCCUCUCCCUGGUUGGGUGGUCCCCUGUCAGGGAUGGUUAGGACGGGGGGAGGGGAGAGACCUGAGCCCCUUUGGAGACCCAUCUCAGAGGAGGAGAGCCUGGAGGAGGGCCCCUCAUCAUCGUCUAAACAUCCCCAGGACCCGAACCCGAUCCUGGGGGAUACAGCACCCAUCUCCCCCCGGACACUGAAGGCCAUCCAGGCUGCCAUGGAUAGCAGCUUCUCAGACGAGGAGGAGGAGGAUAGCUCCUGGGGUAGGGGAGGGAGUAGGGCUGAGGAGGAGGAGGAGGAGGGGGGUGGCAGUGUGUCUCCUCGUACCCUCCUGGCCAUUCAGCGAGCCACGGGAGAAGAGUUGGACGUAGGCCUGUCCCCAUACGCCACCAUGAUUGGCAGUUCUCCUGUUAAGCCCCACCCUCCCAGUCCUCUGCGUCCUGCGAACCGACUGUUCGUCAUCAGCAGCUCAGAGGAGGAGACUGAAGGGAAGGACACUCCCCUGAGGACAACUCUGACCAAUGAGGACAUGCUUGGGGUGGAGAAGGGGGAUGAGCAACAGUCGCCCCUCCCCCUUCGCCUCCCCAUUCCUCCUGCGGACAGGGUGCUCCUCAGCAUGGAGGAGGAAACCGUCACCAGGAGGAGCAGCGAGGAGGAGAUUCUGAGGAGGAACAGAGAGGAGUUAGAGCAAGCCAUCGACAACAGGAACAGAGCUUUCCGCUCUGCAGUGGGUCAGGGGGACAGUUUGGGUCAGGCUCUCUGUGUUAUUCCCCCAUCAGGCCUUGGUCUAAACAGAGAGGAGGAGACUGGGAGGAGCAGCCUAGUGACUGGGCCUUUACCUCCAUCGCAGGAGGAGAGGAAUGGACAGAACACCGGGGAGGAGAGGAAUGGACAGAACACCGGGGAGGAGAGGAAUGGACAGAACACCGGGGAGGAGAGGAAUGGACAAAACACCGGGGAGGAGAGGAAUGGACAGAACACCGGGGAGGAGAGGAAUGGACAAAACACCGGGGAGGAGAGGAAUGGACAGAACACCGGGGAGGAGAGGAAUGGACAAAACACCGGGGAGGAGAGGAAUGGACAGAUUCUGAAGAUGGAGGACGGCAAGGAGCACAGUGAGGACAGUGAUUCAGAGAGCUUCGUUGACGUGUCUGAGGGGGAGGAGCUAAAGGAGGAGGAGACAGAUGAUUCGCUGAUAGAGGUUGUGGGCGGUACUCCAGCUAAGGCACAAGAAGACGUGGCCAAGAAGGAGGAAGAGGAAGAGGCUUUAAGUAGCAGAGCUAUCCCUUUGGAAGAGAGGGAGGAGGAGGAGCCCCAGCCUCCCACAGAGCCCAGCCCAGCUCCUCCUGCCCCAGCGUCUUUUCCUCUACUCAACGAGUGGGAAGACAUCAACGUGGAUGAGCUGGUGGCGCUAGAGAGCAGUCUUGGAGAGCAGCAGUCCAGGCUGAGGGAACAGAAGCAGCAACAGGAACGCAUUGCUGCCACGGUUACCGGACAGAUGUGUCUGGAGAGCCAGGAGCUGCUGAGGUUGUUUGGUGUACCCUUCCUGGUGGCUCCCGGUGAGGCCGAGGCCCAGUGUGCAGCCCUGGACCGGACCGACCAGACCCACGGAACAAUCACCGAUGACAGCGACGUAUGGCUGUUCGGAGGACGACACGUCUACAAGAACUUCUUCAGCCAGAACAAAUACCUAGAAUACUACCAGUACGUAGACCUACAGAACCAACUGGGCGUGGACCGUACCAAGCUGAUUAACCUGGCCUACCUGCUGGGUAGUGACUAUACGGAGGGAGUCCCGGGGGUGGGCUAUGUGACGGGCAUGGAGAUACUCAACGAGUUCCCUGGACCUGGCACGGAACCAGUCAGCAUGUUCAGUGAGUGGUGGUCCUUGGCCCAGCAGCAGCAACGUCUGACCUCUGACCCCCGUGACUCCAAGGUCAAGAGGAAACUGAGAGGGCUUCAGCUGCGGCCGGGCUUCCCCAACCCUGCUGUGGCGACUGCCUACCUGCAGCCCAGCGUCGACCUAUCAGAAAGCUCCUUUAGCUGGGGCCGCCCACACCUCGACCUCCUCAAGGAGUUCUGUGAGAGUCGUUUUGGUUGGAACAGCAGGAAGACAGAAGAGACUCUACAUCCUGUUAUCAAACAGCUCAACACACAACAGACCCAGCUGCGUAUCGACUCGUUCUUCCGUCUGGAGCAGCAGGAGAGACAGGCCAUCAAGAGCCAGCGCCUCCGCCGGGCUGUCACCUGUAUAAAGAGGAAAGAGAGGGAGGACGGAGGGAGGGAGGAGAGGGAGGACGGAGGGAGGGAGGAGAGGGAGGACGGAGGGAGGGAAGAGAGGGAGGACGGAGGGAGGGAAGAGGAAGAAGAGGGGACUGGCUCUCCAUCCAAGGCUAAAAGAGGGAAGGGGUCAGAGCCAAAGCAGAGGAAGGGAGAGGUGGAGGGGACAGGGGGGUUCCUGGGGUAGAGGUCAGUAAGCCUGCUCAAGAGGAUGUGGGAAGAGCCAACCAUGAUGUGGGAGUGGCCAGCCAAGAAAGAGAGAAAGUAGGAGUGGUUAGUCAGAAUAUGGGAGGGGCCAACCUGGCUGUGGGAGGAGCCAGCCAGCAGAGGAAAGAAGUGCUUCCUCCUCCUAAUAAUGGAGUACCUCAACCUAAACUCCUCCCUAAUAGGACGGAGCAGAAUGACAGCAGCAGUUCCGGGGACGACAGUGACGGUGACAGCGGGGUCGCCAUGGUAACGGCCCAGUCAGUGUUUAGGGGCCAACCGAGAGGUGGGAGGGGGGGUAAGAGAGGUGGGAGGGGGGGAAAGAGAGGCGGGGGGGGGGGAAAGAGAGGCGGGAGGGGGGGAAAGAGAGGCGGGGGGAGAGGCAGAGGAAGGAAGACACUGUGAGAACUAUCAACUUUAAACUCUCGACCGUCUCUUGGUGAUGAUGUCAUCAGAGGGAUAUAUGUGACCAAUAAACAGGCGCCGAAAACACUGUGAUGCGUUUUCUGAAUGAUGUUUAGAAUGAUGAGGGAUGAUGUUUGAUCAUUUCAACGAGGCGUCUCUGGCUGUUUGUUGGUGUAUUUUCUAUGUUUGUGAUGAAUAUUUGGAAAAAUUUAAAUGUUUUUGUAUUACAAAGGCAGUCUUGUUAUUUGUUUACAUCGUUCUUUAACACCUAGAAGGCAGCAGGAAGGGAUGCCUCAGAGAGACAGCAUCGUUCUUUAACAGGAAGAGAACAGCAGGUAGGGAGUAGCAGGUAGAAUGCAGCAGGUAGGA
Molecule: messenger RNA, 4325 nt
Organism: Oncorhynchus kisutch (coho salmon)
Lineage: Eukaryota; Metazoa; Chordata; Actinopteri; Salmoniformes; Salmonidae
Product: DNA repair protein complementing XP-G cells homolog
Exons: 14
Coding region: 148-3534 (1128 amino acids)
Biological process (GO): nucleotide-excision repair
Cellular component (GO): nucleus
Molecular function (GO): single-stranded DNA binding; DNA endonuclease activity
Source: RefSeq, a predicted model, not a curated record